AUGACUUCAAGGCGAUCAAUCUAUUUGAACCCCGCUGCCGCAGAUGAGCGCUUCAAUCUUGCGCUGCCCGCCGGCGCAGCAGAAUUCCACCAAUCGCUUCCCAACUAUGCGCCAACUCCGCUAGUCUCUCUUCCCGAGGUUGCGACUGAAUUGGGCGUUCGAGCGGUACUUGUCAAGGAUGAGAGUAAUCGCUUCGGACUCCCCUCCUUCAAGGUGCUGGGUGCUUCGUGGGGCUGUUUUCGGGCUGUCGCGCAAGAGCUUGGACUGCCUCAUACCGUCAACCUUGACCAGCUCUCGAGUGAAGCUAAGAAAAAUUCAAUCACAGUGGUGACAGCAUCGGAGGGCAAUCAUGGACGAGCAGUUGCAUUCAUGGCGCGCUUGCUGGGAAUCAGUGCCCAGAUCUUCGUGCCCAGCUCUAUGCCGGAAGCCACAAACAAGCUGAUUUCUUCGGAGGGUGCCCAGGUAGUUGUCGUGCAGGGGUCUUACGAUGAUGCGGUGCAAGAGGCAUCGGAUCGCGCAUGUCAGGGAAAAAGUGCACUGUUGAUUCAAGAUACCGCAUUUGAAGGAUAUGAACAAGUUCCCUCUUGGAUUGUGGAGGGGUACUCGACCAUGAUGAACGAAGUUGAGAAACAAGCAUCCGAAAUGGGUCUCCUUCCCAACGUGAUGAUCACUCCGGUUGGCGUGGGUAGCCUUGCCCACGCCGUAGUUAAAUAUUGCAAGUCUCGAGAAACACCUUUAUCUGUUGUCGCUGUUGAGCCCGACUCUGCUCCCUGUCUGUCAGCAAGUUUGCAGGCCGGCAAAUCAAUUACCGUCAAAACUCCUUCUACCAUAAUGAACGGUAUGAACUGUGGGACUGUUUCUUCUACCGCUUGGCCGGACUUGCAGCGACUUGUUGACGCCUCCGUCACAAUUUCAUCCUACGAAAGCCACCGUGCCGUGCAGUAUCUGACAUCAAAGUCGGUUCCGGCUGGCCCUUGUGGUGGUGCCUCCCUUGCUGCUCUUCGGCAUUUGAUAACCGACCCAAAUGCCUCGUUCUUGGAUAAAGACUCUGUUGUGGUGCUUCUGAGUACAGAAGGUGCCCGCGAGUACCCUGUCCCUCGAGAUGUGUCCGGCGAGGAUUCCGUGGCACUAACCCAGACACUCACCCAAAUCAACUCAUCGAAUCCCACGCUGUCCGUGGAAGACGGUGUAGGAGAGAGUGAGAUUGCCGACUACCUUGAGGCAUGGUUUGCUCAUCGUGAUAUCGAAUAUCACCGCGUAGAGCCAGUUGCUGGACGGCCGUCUAUCGUCGGUGUUCUCCGUGGAAGUGGAGGCGGCAAAUCGUUAAUGUUCAACGGCCACAUUGAUACUGUCAGUCUCACGAGUUACGAGACAGAUCCCCUUUCAGGAACUAUCCAGAUGAAAAACGACCAGGAGGCGGUAUUUGGACGAGGGUGUCUUGACAUGAAGGGCGGUCUAGCGGCAGCACUUGCCGCUGUUGCAUUGAUCAAAGCCAGUGGCCAGGUGCCCCGUGGUGAUAUUAUUAUUGCGGCUGUUUCAGAUGAGGAAGACGCUUCUCAGGGAACCCGGGAUAUACUGGCCGCUGGAUGGAGGGCAGAUGCAGCAGUUGUUGCGGAACCAACUUCUCAUGUCAUUGCCACGGCUCACAAGGGAUUUGUGUGGGCAGAAGUCGAUAUCCUGGGAGUCGCAGCUCAUGGAUCCGAUCCAGCUGCUGGUGAAGACGCAAUUCUUCAGUCAUGGCGUUUCUUACAAGCACUUGAGCAGUACCAAGCCCAACUGCCUGUCGACGACCUUCUGGGUCAAGGAUCGAUGCAUUGCGGUUUGAUUAAAGGUGGCCAGGAACCUUCUUCUUACCCUGGAAAAUGCACCAUUACCAUCGAGUUUCGUACCGUUCCGUCACAAACUGAAGAGUCCAUCAUUGGCGAUUUAUCUAUGAUGCUUCGAAAGAUUAGCUGGGAUGAACCGAGCUUCAAAUACACCGAGCCACGCGUCACAAUGUCUCGCCCGACCCAAAAGCUAGAUAUCAACCACCCUUUCGUCCAGAAGGCGAUCACCUGUGGAACCACUGUUUUCGGUCACAACAACAAACCGGUCGUUCAGAGCAUGCCUUUUUGGUGCGAUGCAGCUUUCCUUGGUCAAGCUGGAAUUCCGUCAAUUGUCUUCGGUCCUUCUGGCGAGGGCCUACAUGCGAAAGAAGAAUGGGUUUAUGUCGAUAGCUUGCGACAGAUGGAUGAGAUAUAUACCCUUUUAGCUCUGGAAUUCUGCUCAUAA
Messenger RNA from Penicillium waksmanii, 2271 nucleotides. Its product is annotated as putative diaminopropionate ammonia-lyase. Bases 1 to 2271 code for a protein of 756 amino acids. Lineage: Eukaryota; Fungi; Ascomycota; Eurotiomycetes; Eurotiales; Aspergillaceae. The record is from RefSeq and is a predicted model, not a curated record. Gene Ontology annotation, molecular function: hydrolase activity. The transcript has a single exon.